AUCAACCCACCAUCCCCCUCAAAACCCCCAAAGCCGGCCUAAAAUAAUACAGCGGUAUAAUUCAAACACGCGACUCCCAUCGUUGUCCUCGUCGUCGUCUCCGCGGCGACCACCCAACGACACGGCGACCGACGCCGCGCGCGUGGCCGCCGGCCAGCGUCCUCGGGACCGGCGGCCUGCGCCGGCAAUGGUGCUCGACCCCGUCGUCGGGGGCUCGGCCUCCCGCAAGGUCGAGCCCCUAACCCUAGCCCCCCCGCGUGCCAGGGGCCCUCCCCCUCCCCCGCCGAUUCCACCGACGCCGAGGAUGUACCUCGGGGGCCCUCCCCCGCUCCCGCCCCCCGGGACGAUCCCGCCGCGCCCGAUCAUCCUUCGGCUCGAUCCCGCGACCACCGUGCACAUGGACGUGGUCCGGAGCGUCUCCCUCCUCAAGUUUAUCGCGGGUGCGGGGGUUGUGCCCUCGCAGGAAGAGGAACAGAGGAGAGAGGAGGUCGUACGCGAGCUCGACAAGAUAGUGAUGGAUUGGGCGAAGCAGGUGGCUUACGACCAGAGGGAUAAACAUUGGAUCACAACAGGCACGGUGUUGACCUUUGGCUCCUAUGCUUUAGGGGCAUAUGGACCUGAAUCUGAUAUUGACGCAGUCUGUGUUGGUCCUUGCGUUGCAUCACUACAACACCAUUUUUUUGUUGUCCUGCGACAAAUGCUUGAAGAAAGGCCAGAAGUAUCAGACUUGCAUUCUAUUGAAAGUGCUAGGGUUCCAUUGAUGCGCUUUAAAUUCAACGGUGUGUCAGUUGAUUUUCCAUAUGUCCAGCUGCCAGUUAUCAAUGCUGCAGAGGCUAUACGCGCAUUUGAUCCCCGUUUGCUAGAGAAAGUUGAUGGGGCAAGCUGGAGAUGCCUAUCUGGAGUUCGUGUUAAUAGACAGAUCAUGCAAUUAGUUCCAAAUAUGAAGAGGUUUCAAGUUCUGUUGCGGUGCCUUAAACUCUGGGCCAGAAAAAGAGGGAUUUAUUGCCAUCUAGUUGGCUACUUUGCUGGAAUUCACUUGGCGGUUCUUGGAGCAUAUGUUUGCCGCAGACAUCCAAAUGCUAGUGUCAAUACUUUGUUCUCUAUGUUCUUUGACAUAUUUUCUCACUGGCCUUGGCCUCUUCCAGUGGCGUUGCAUGAUCAGGCACCUCUUUGGGGUCCUGAUGGGUGCUCUCUGAUGCCCAUAGUGAUGCCCUGUUUUCCACCAGAAUUUUGUGCCUCUAGUAUAACAAAAAGUACUUUCAACAAGAUCAAAGAAGAACUUAGGCGAGGUUUUGCGUUGACCAAGGAUAUAAGGAAUGUUGAUAUCGACUGGACUUGGAUUUUUGCACCAUAUCCAUAUACUGUAAAAUAUGAGCACUUUCUUCACAUGGUUCUCUCAGCUCCAACAACUGAAGAGUUACGCGAUUGGGUUGGAUGGGUGAAAUCACGCUUCCGAAACCUUAUUCUCAAGCUGGAAAGCCUUGAUGUUGAUUGUGACCCAGAUCCUUCAGAGAAAGUCAAUCAUACUAUUGCUGCGCCAAAUGUUGUAUUCUUCUGGGGUCUCAUCUAUAGGAGUACUAAGAUCUCUGCAAGUUCUCUCAAAAAUGACUUCAUGAAAAGUGUCAUCAACAACAUAUAUGGAAAGGAAAAGUGUGCUCGUUCAGACAUAACAAUGUCUAUUAUUGAGACGAGUCAGCUGCCGAAAAGCAUUUCCGGUGAUUCAGUUUACAAGAAACUGCAGAAUCUGCCACCAUCAAUGCUGGGCUACCAACCGAUGAAGCAGGGAUGCCCAGUUGUUUAAGAUUCUGGUGCCAUCUCAAACUUGUUCUUCACCGUGAAUAUCCAAGAUGAGAAUUGUUAGAAAACUAAUUUUCUUGGGCUGUUGAAGGGCGUUUGCAACAUCAGGUAGAACUUCUUGCGUUUUCUUGGAGGGCUUGUUCAUUCCUUGGUGCAAGGAAUAUGGAAGCGUUUUUGUUGUAGCUGGCUGCUGAGAGAUGGAAAUUAUUCCCUGAAGCUUCUAGGGUGAAGUAUUGUUCAUUCAAGCGGUUUAUUCCUGACCUGAGGCUUGUGCAGGUGUACAUUCAUGUACACAGCAUAGCGAUUGGUAUACAAGUGACAGAGGUAUAGCAACAUAUAGAAAGUGUAUGUAACCUGUAGGUUUAAUGCCCCGUAUCUGACAGCAGAAUGUGUAAAUUGCCUUUUCUGGUCAGCUGUUGCUGGGUACAAAUACAGGGGUUGAUAUGGAAGAGUUGUGGAUGGCCUGCCAUGCCAUCCAUUCUUACUGUUGUAGUCUGCAGAAAACUGCUGCGUGUACUGUUGUCCGAGUGUUCUUAUGUAGCGAACCGUCUUGAGGAAUAAACAUUGUUUUUGUUGUCUACU
This is a messenger RNA of Brachypodium distachyon (stiff brome), 2379 nucleotides long. RefSeq names its product nuclear poly(A) polymerase 3. Bases 188 to 1801 code for a protein of 537 amino acids. The transcript has 10 exons. Gene Ontology annotation, cellular component: nucleus. The record is from RefSeq and is a predicted model, not a curated record. NCBI's taxonomy places the organism in Eukaryota, Viridiplantae, Streptophyta, Magnoliopsida, Poales, Poaceae. Gene Ontology annotation, molecular function: RNA binding; poly(A) RNA polymerase activity.